AUGGAGCAACUGGCUGCUCCCCUUGCAGAGCAAGAGCCCAAAGCUGAGGAGCUCAAGAAGAUCGAUGAGCACCUCAAAAAAGCUCAGGCUGCUGUUACUACUGGCGGCGUUUCGCUGGAUGCCCACAUGAAAGGCGCCAUGGCCUGCUUGAAGGCGUCCCUCACCAAAAUGAAGGACCGACUCAAAGAGGCUGCUCAGAAGAUCGAGAAGGUGAAACAAGCCACCAAGACCCAGCGAGAAAAGGCCAAUGCAGAGGCCUACGUGAAGGAGGCUGAGCAGAAGGUGGAGGAUGUUGAGGCCGCACUCCAGAAAAUUGCAGAGGCUGAGCUUCCGUUCCUCAAAGGUAUCGAGGUUCUUCCCCUCAAGGAGGCCGCAACUGCUAUCGCCGACUGCGAGUCAGCCGCAAAGCAGGUGCAGGAGGCCUGGCAGAUGCCACGUCGACACUACUGCGAGGAUUCUUACAGCAUUCACUUACUCCUCCUCCUCCUCCUCCUCCCUGUCCCCCUCCUGCUUCCCCUCCUUUCGUCGCUGCUGCUUGGGCUCCUGCUUAUGCUUCCUGCUUAUGCUGUCUCCCGUGCCGACUGA
Symbiodinium pilosum is the source of this 585-nucleotide messenger RNA. Lineage: Eukaryota; Dinophyceae; Suessiales; Symbiodiniaceae. The record is from the annotation of a GenBank genome assembly.